GCGCGCAGCCACAAGCUCCAAAAAGACAAAUAGCAAUUUGACAACUUGCAGCGCAGAUUCAUCAGCCGUCGCUGCGCUAGCUGCCCCGCCUCUCCUCCGCCGAGAAGAGCAUCCAUCCAUGGCGCCGGGGGCGGAGGAGGCGGAGGGGGCUGGCCGGAGAGGGGUCCCUUCCCUGCUCGCCGGCGGCGGAACCGGGCAGGAGGAGCACAUCGCCUCCGACGUCACCCAGCUGAUAGGGUGGACGCCGCUGAUCGAGCUGAAGCGGAUCGCCGGGAAGGAGGGGGUGGGUGCCCGCAUCGUCGGCAAGAUCGAGGCCUACCAGCCCCUCUGCUCCGUCAAGGACCGCAGUGCUCUCAGAAUGAUAGAAGAUGCCGAAGAGAAAGGGCUGAUUUCACCUGGGGUCACGACUCUAGUCGAGCCGACAAGCGGUAAUUUGGGGCUAGGACUGGUGCUCAUUGCUCUGAGCAAAGGGUACAGGUUUGUCGCGGUGAUGCCGGGCCAGUACUCGCUGGAUAAGCAGAUCUUGUUGAGAUACAUGGGUGCUGAGCUGUUCAUAACCGAUCCGGCACUUGGGUUUCCGGGGCAAGUCGAAAAGGUCGAACAGCUUAAGAAAGAAUUGCCCAAUGUACAUGUUCUUGAUCAGUUCUCGAAUCCAGCAAACCCCGAGGAACACAUCCGAUGGACUGGACCCGAGAUUUGGAAGGAUACUGCUGGGAAGGUGGAUAUAUUUGUUGCAGGUUCAGGCUCAGGGGGCACGGUAUCAGGUGUUGGGAAGUAUUUGAAGACGCAAAAUCCAAAUGUGAAGAUCAUUUGUGUAGAACCUGCAGAGAGCCCAGUUAUUUCAGGUGGGGAGCGAGGUAAACAUGAAAUCCAGGGAAUAGGACCAGGAUUCUUGCCUGAAAUCUUGGACACCUUGGUCAUCGACGAAGUGCUUACCGUGACCACCGAGGAAGCAAUGGUGAACGCAAGGAGGUUGGCAAUGGAAGAGGGCCUGCUUGUGGGCAUAUCUUCUGGGGCAAACUUGGCGGCUUGUCUGAAGGUCGCCGCGAGAGAAGAGAACAAGGGGAAGAUGAUUGUGACCAUGUUCCCGAGCGGGGGCGAGAGAUACAUGAACUCGGACCUCUUUGCAGCUGUAAGAGAGGAGUGUAUCGCCAUGACCUUUUGACCACACAUGCUACAAAUUCAGAAGAGUUGUAUGUAAAAGGUAGAUGUAGCGGUUUACUGUAUUGUGUUGCACGACCUUUCUACGGAGCUCAUCAACAGACGAUCUUGCUAUGGAGUUUAUCUACAAGGGAUCAUGAAUUGUUGUUAGUCAUUGAAUGCAUGUAUUACCAGAUCAUCUGAUGCCACAACGGCACCAAAACAGAACAUCUAUUUUGUGAAUUUAGUGCACCACUUGGUUCUUGGUGUA
Triticum dicoccoides is the source of this 1411-nucleotide messenger RNA. RefSeq names its product cysteine synthase-like. The transcript is spliced from 7 exons. The record is from RefSeq and is a predicted model, not a curated record. Gene Ontology annotation, molecular function: cysteine synthase activity. NCBI's taxonomy places the organism in Eukaryota, Viridiplantae, Streptophyta, Magnoliopsida, Poales, Poaceae. The coding region runs from base 119 to 1165 and encodes 348 amino acids.